This is a messenger RNA of Hemiscyllium ocellatum (epaulette shark), 1284 nucleotides long. RefSeq names its product C-X-C motif chemokine 2-like. Gene Ontology annotation, cellular component: extracellular region. Bases 136 to 543 code for a protein of 135 amino acids. The record is from RefSeq and is a predicted model, not a curated record. The transcript has 5 exons. Gene Ontology annotation, biological process: neutrophil chemotaxis; cellular response to lipopolysaccharide; inflammatory response. Lineage: Eukaryota; Metazoa; Chordata; Chondrichthyes; Orectolobiformes; Hemiscylliidae. Gene Ontology annotation, molecular function: CXCR chemokine receptor binding; chemokine activity.
CGCACAGAACACAGAGUUCAGUGUCAGGCUUGCUCUGUGCUGUCCUGUUAAGUCUUGCGACUGGAGACCAGAGUGCACAGGAGUGCAGUUCUCAAUCUUUUGUCUUCAGCAAGCCAGCUAAAUACGUGCAACACAAUGAAUCUUCGACUUCAGAUUGCAGCUCAGAUUACUGUACUUUUCCUACUUCAACUUUGCUUUCAGAAUGAAGUCGAGACAGCAACAUUACCGCUGAGAUGCCAGUGCGUUCAUUCAAUUAAUGGCCUGAACCCGAAAAUGAUCAAGAACUUUCACAUAUUUCCAAAAACAGCUCACUGCAGCAAAAUUGAAAUCAUAUUAACAGCGCACCAGGGGCAUGAAGAAAGUGAGGCUUGCCUUAAUCCAGAAUCAAGGCAGGGGAAGAGGCUACAAAAGUGCUGGGAAAGUAUUCAGAAAAAUGCAAACAAAAAGAGAGACUGUUUGCAAAGAAAAAAAAGGAAAGGUUCAAAGCAGAAGAAAAGAGGGCGUAGAGGUGGAAACACGCGGUCUAAACGCCGCCAAGUUUAAUGUUGCCCCUGUCGUCUGAAACACUUCGAGCAAUGUACAGUGCUGCAGGAAGUUGAAGCAAGAUGAUGGAUUACAUCAUCAGGGCCUGUUCUGAUCCUGAAUUGUGCAGAACAAAUCUUGAAAACUUCUUAUGAUUCCUGCUCUUCAGUUUUUCUUCUGUUAAAAAAAACAGUUAACGUUUAUAGACAAAUAAAUCUUAUAUUUUUAGUUGUAACUGGAAUAGAAGCUGUUGUCCUCCAUGUUAAACAGAGGACUGGAACUGUAUAUAUAGACAAUUAAAUGUGCUGAGCAUUAAACCAUUGCCAUUUCAAAUUGGUAUAUUUUAGCUCAUAGAUCUUAGAGACAAGUUGUUGUAAAGUGGAUAUUAUGUAUUUUCUACAUAAAAAUUUAGAUUACACAGGUCAAGUUAGAUAGCAAUAAACUUACUCCACGUACACUUCAGGUUGUGGUUGAGUUACUUCCAACCCUACCACUUGUUGCUCAGUAGGCAGACAUGCUCAGAGUUUCUCUUCAUAUAUUUGUACCUGUGAGGAACUAGCUAGCUGGAGAAUCAUGGGUAAAUUUGACAUAUGGAUGGAGAGGAAAUGGAACCUUACAGGGUUCAUGGUGGGAUCUUUCACUGGAGCCACACUAAGUUUCUUCAAUGGUUUAUUUUGUAUUUCAAUUUUUAUGUUUAUACAAGCAAGAUUUAUAAUGCCUCUGAAUUUGAAAAAAAUAAAUAGUUAAAUAAAACAAAGGAAA